UUUUUUCAUGGGAAUAAAACUUCAGUUUUUUUCUUUGAAAGGGUUUCCCAAAGGGUUGUUAUUGACCCCUUAUGGGUCAAUCAAAGUUUGAGGAGGUUAAUACAGCUUUGCAAAUAUAAGAAGUGUUUUUAAAAAUUAUGCAAGAGACUAUGGCAUAUAUAUUUAUAUAUAAUAUAUUUAGUAUAUAAUAUUGAAGGGGUUAAUGGAAAAAAAAUUUUUCUUUAAAGGAUUGGAAAUCCCCGGUCUAUGAGGAAAGUGGUGCUUUGAUUUGCAAUACAGAUAUGUUUUUCUCAGCAAAUAAGAUGUUGGUGAAUUUGCUAUUUUUGUGCUGAGGAUGAUUUCUGAUAUAGAUAUAUAGUUUAAUCAAUAAAUAAAUAAAACAAGGCCUGGUUAUUGAAAAAUGCAAUUCACCUACUUUCUGCAUUGAAAAACACCUAGUCAAGUUUAUAAGUUCUAAGAUACAAGAAUCCCCCUAUUCCAUUAAAAGCUCGAUACAACUGGUAGAGAAGCUGAGAAGCAUUUCUCUUAAAGAUAAAGAAUAUAUGACUGUAAUGGAUUAUAAGGCUUUAUACCCUUCAAUAAGGUUACUGCCAUGUUUUUGUGCAUUAAGAGAUUUCCUUUUUACUAACAUCAAAAAUGCAAGGAAAUACCACAAGCACAUUUUAGAGCUGGUUGACUUAGUAUGUUAUACAUCAUUUUUCAAUUUUGAAGAAAAGACAUAUCUACAAGGAAGAGGGGUGCUAAUGGGUAACCCAAUGUCUGCUGUCUUAUGUGAAUUAGUCUUGCAUCAGCUGGAAAGCAAUAUCCUGCCCAUUUUUCAAAAUGACAUAAUAUUAUACUGCAGAUACAUAGAUGAUAUUUUCAUUCUGUGGAGAAAUGAUAACAACGUGCAAUGUUUUCUAAACACAGUCAACAAUAACCCAUAUGGUUUGACAUUGGAUUUAGAGCAAGGGAGUGGUGGUAAUAUUAACUUCCUCAAUCUAUCUAUCAUGUGCAAAGAAGGAGAAAUCUGGACAGACAUUUAUCGCAAACCAAUUUAUCAACCCAUUAUUAUUCCAAGGAAUUCUAUCGAUCCUAGGCAUAUUAAAUAUGCAGCAUUUUGGGCAUAUACUCAUUGCACGAGUGUAUAUGAUACUUAUAAAGAGUUGGAUUACAUUAGGAAGACAGCAAUGAAGCAGGGUUACCGGAGAAGAGAGGUGGAUGAGCUUAUUACGAAGUUUCAGAAUCAGAAUUGGGAUUCUCCCAAAAUGAUUCAGGAAAGAAGAGUAGUACUUAAUUAUUUUCCUCUUUUUAAACAAAAUGAUUAAGAGAGUUGCUAAUAGUAAUAAUCUAUGAAUAGUAUAUUGGUGUAAUACAACGAUCUAUAGAAUGUUAAGAAACGAUAAGAGAAAGGAAAAGCGAAAUAAUUUACCAAGAGUAUAUUCUAUACCUAUAAAAGAUCAGUGUUUCAACUCUGACCUUGUUUACGUUGGUGCAACUAUGCGGCAGUUAAAGCAAAGACUCAACGAACACAAAUACUCUGUGAGUAAGAACAUGGAUAGCACAGUGCUUGCAGCAUUUGCCAAACAGCAGGAGGUCAAGGUAUAUUGGGAUCAAGCCUAAAUUAUUAGAGCCAUGAAUUCCAAACAAGCAGUGAAGAAUCUUGAAAAGAUAAAGAUACACAAGGCUCACAUAAGCAAGGGAUGCAUUAAUCAUAGAGAUGCGGAAGGGUUAUCUUAUGCCUGGAAAUCUUUUUACA
Messenger RNA from Centruroides sculpturatus (bark scorpion), 1738 nucleotides. RefSeq lists its product as uncharacterized. The coding region runs from base 543 to 1307 and encodes 254 amino acids. The record is from RefSeq and is a predicted model, not a curated record. The transcript has 2 exons. Lineage: Eukaryota; Metazoa; Arthropoda; Arachnida; Scorpiones; Buthidae.